UGCCGUGUCAGUUCCGGCGUAAACAUGGAGGAGCGAGAAGCGCUGAAGCGACAGAUCGAGCUUCUUCAGGAUCUCAUCAAUAAACACAAGAGUGUCCAUGGUGAUGCACCGUUUCCAGCAGCUGAGCAGACGCAUCCACAAGCUCCAUCAUUCACCAGAGGCAGAGGUCACAGCACAUCUGUGGGCCAUCCUUACAGCUCCACAGGGAGAACUUAUGCUCCUCAGACUCGAGGAAGUUGGAGAAAAACACACUCGCUCAGAAACAAGAACCCUCAAACCUCUCUCGUACAUCAAUCAGCUUCUUCCUCUUCCUCCACCGAGCCUCAGUCUGGUUCCCAACCUGCAACCCGCAGCAUCUCACUGCCCAGCCUCAGCAGAGGAGAGGAGGGAGAGGGAACCAAAACUGCACCUUUAUUGUCAGGGAUUGCUCAACAGAAGAAAGAGAGACAUGUAAGCACCACAGGGAUUAGCGAAGAUGCAUCAAGGAAGCCAUCCCCAGAUGAUCUAGAUAAAAGUUCAACAGCCACAAGUUGCCAACAUGAAACCCAACUCAGACCAACUCAAGGAUUUCAGCAGAAAGCUCAAGUUGUUCCAGAAAAGAUGGCAGGUGUUUCUUCAGAGGUAUCCUCUGUAAAGAUCAAUACUCAAGUACAGAUCAAACCUUCCCUGAUCAGCAAACCCAGCGAUAAACAGACUCCAGUAGCUCCUACAACUGCUGAUAUCAUAUCACUGCCCGCUGAUGUGUCUAAGGUAGCGGUAACCAGCCAGGCUCAAGCCAGCAAGCCUUUUCUGAAAAAGUCCAAAUUCACGUGGGUGAAGAGCCAGAACGUGGGAGGAGUGGAGUCCAGACAAGCUACUUCUGUUUCUUCAUCCCCAGGAAAAGUUGCGUCUGUUUCUCCAGCCUCAGCCUCUAAAGUUUCCAGUGGAAGCUCCCCCUCAUUCACAUCCAGCAAGAGAACCCCUGCCAGGAAGUUACUGCGAAAGCUGAGCCCCAUCACCAUCGCCGCCAAGACCUCCAAGUACAAAUGGGUCUCCUCCUCCGCUGGAGCCCAGACCAAGACAUCUCGAAAACCUGUGUCACCAAAAGUCCUGACUCUUCCUCCGAGAGCUUUGGAGAAGGGAGAGGCCACCAAGAGACUCAGGUCUCCCUCCACUCCCUCUGCUAAAGUAAAAAGAGCAACCAGCUCUGCACUCAGCAGCCGGUACCGCUGGAAGGCUGGGGGCCAGAGUUCCCCCGGGGUCGCAACUGCAGGGGCAGCAGCAACGUCUCGUCGUAGGUCCGCCUUCAUCUGGACGGCAGAAAAAAGCAGCAGAGGAGUGAAAGGAGGGCUGGUUGUUUCUCCAUCUCUACCUCAACGAGCCUCACUCCCUUCCUCCUCCCCUGGUGGUUUCAAACUCCGCAGUAGGAUGAAAAUCAUAAGGAAGUCCGCUAACAGCGGCGGUGGUUCGGAGAGAGGAAGCAGCCCGUCAGCAGUAAAGUUCUCCCCACGGGGCCGAACACACACCUGGACCAGGACUCCCACAGGAGUUAGGAGGACGCCCUCCAGGGAGCUGGUGUCUUUUGGUAGACACAAGUUGAGGCGACUCUCUCUCACCUCAUCAAGGACAAGUCCCGCCUCCUCCUCCCACUGUGGUCCCGCCUCCCAGCGGGUGUACAGGUCACGCUACAAGAUGGUGACCCGUCCGGGCCCCAGCUCUGCACACAUCCACCAUUACAACCCCGCCCUGUCCUGGAGAGCCAAGAGGAUCCAGUCGGCCAGGAGUUUCCUUCAGAGCCGCCUUCGCUCCCCCCCAUCACACACCCAGCACUGGAGAGGAAGCGGCAUGUGCUGGAUUGGUGGAUCCCUGUACCGGGUGUCGGCCAAUAAGUUGUCCCGCACGGUGGCGUCCAACAUGUCGAUCAGCCGAACAGGAAGGUUCUCCAACCCCCACGUCUCCUCCACGAUUCCUGCUUGGACCCGACCCUCCAGCACUCGUCAUUUAGCCAGUCGUGCAGUUCAGCGGAGCCUCGCUAUAAUCAGACAUGCUCACCAGAAGAAGCAGCAGAAGCAGUACUGCAUGUACUACAACCGCUUCGGCAAGUGUAACCGUGGCAACAGCUGUCCCUACAUACAUGACCCCGACAAGGUGGCCGUCUGCACAAGGUUUCUGCGAGGGACAUGCAAGCAGGCGGACGGGACGUGUCCAUUUUCCCAUAAGGUGGCGAAGGAGAAGAUGCCGGUGUGUUCUUACUUCCUGAAGGGAAUCUGUAACAACAGCGACUGUCCCUACAGUCACGUCUACGUGUCCCGCAAAGCUGAAGUCUGUGAGGACUUCGUCAAAGGCUACUGUCCAGAGGGAGAGAAGGUACAAACACACGUUCACUCCACCUGUGACAGC
Paralichthys olivaceus (Japanese flounder) is the source of this 2379-nucleotide messenger RNA. Lineage: Eukaryota; Metazoa; Chordata; Actinopteri; Pleuronectiformes; Paralichthyidae. The record is from RefSeq and is a predicted model, not a curated record.